AUAACUAAAGCUAGAAUAAAAUAUAUUAAUCAGUGGAAAAAUAGUAAUGGGAACCUAAAAUGUUUGUCAGAUAUAGAUAUGGUAGAAGGUUUUUCUGAUAAGUAUGCAAUAAAAUUAUUUGACAGUAUAUUGAAUGGACCGUUGGAGGUGGAAAACAAUGGCAUUAAAGCAAGUAAGAAAAUAAAAGGCACAAUCUUACAGCCACUUUUAUCAGAGACCAUAAGGCAGAAUUGCGAUACUGUAGUAGCAGUUUAUAUAUCAGUGAACUCAGUUUGUUGGACACUUAUAAAUCGAAAAAACUAUGAAGUUUUAGAGUGGAAAUAUCAUGGAAUCGAUUACCCAGACAGCAAGAAAUUCCAUAUUGUCGAUAUUUUGAAUAUUGCUUGGCGUGUCACACGUCGUCUUCCACUAGCUGAUAUAUAUGUGAUGAAGGCAGAAGCGACAACACUUCGUGCUGCUGGUAGCGAUCCAAACAACCCCAAAAUAUUGGCUGUGAACUUACAAAAGGCACAAAUGAUCUCUAUGAUUGUUGCUUUGAUCAAUGCCAGGAGCAAUCACUUGGGAUUAUAUGGGACAUUAGUAGGCAACGAAAAAGUGUCAACAGAUCAAACGGUGGAGAUGAUAUUACAAAAUAUAGGUGAAAAAUCAAACAAUAACUCUCAAGUUUAUGUAUCGGAAUUACUAAAAAGUUAUUUUAGAAAUCAAAAGGAUCUACAGAAAGACAUGUUAGGUCAUUGUUUAUUAUUAGCUAUGACUUUUAUGGAUCUAUGUUUAUAUAAGAGAAAAGAGAGUAUAGACAAAUUGGCAAGACCUGGUGAGUAAACUAAUUUCGACUGUUUUUAUUGAGAAUAUAAUGAGUAACAGAAUAAUAGAAAUUGAUUGAUGAUUCAAAUAGAAAAGGGAGAGAAAAAGAAGGUCGAAGAAGCAAUACUUCAGUCAUAACAACAAACUGCAUUUUGUUAAAUUUUAUUGGCUGUGUCU
Molecule: messenger RNA, 981 nt
Organism: Diatraea saccharalis (sugarcane borer)
Lineage: Eukaryota; Metazoa; Arthropoda; Insecta; Lepidoptera; Crambidae
Source: the annotation of a GenBank genome assembly